Molecule: messenger RNA, 4370 nt
Organism: Gasterosteus aculeatus aculeatus (three-spined stickleback)
Lineage: Eukaryota; Metazoa; Chordata; Actinopteri; Perciformes; Gasterosteidae
Gene: zranb1b
Product: zinc finger, RAN-binding domain containing 1b
Biological process (GO): cytoskeleton organization; cell migration; protein K33-linked deubiquitination
Cellular component (GO): cytoplasm; nucleus
Molecular function (GO): K63-linked polyubiquitin modification-dependent protein binding; cysteine-type deubiquitinase activity
Source: RefSeq, a predicted model, not a curated record
AACACGGCCCGGAGCUCUCCUCCUUUCCUAGUGUAUUUUUUUUGCCCCUGCCUUGGUUUGCUUCCCGUUCCCUGUGCCGCCAUUUAAAAAAAAAAUACCGUCGGGUUGACGUUUGGGAAUCGAGGAAAAUUAUGAAAAUUAUUUAAAGCGUCAACGCAGCCGCCCGAGCGACGGGACUAGGGUUUUUUUUGUCAUUUAUUUGAUUUACUCCACGGUACGUACGGAGCUUCACCUGCCAACAAGACGGCGCCCCCAAAAUAAGUAAAUAUGCGGUUAGUGUUGGCGAAGUGAGAGAAGCCCGAGUUCGGAUUGGAGUGGGUUUCCUCUGGAUCUCGGGGGUGGACGGGGAGGAAGAAGAAGAAGAAGAAGAGGAGGAGAAGCUGCUGCAUUUGUUUUGGCUGCAGUUGGGAACUAAGGAGUGUAAACACAGCAAAGUGUGCUGCUUGCUGUGCGAUCUCCUCAAGAGUGGAUCUGCCAAGCUGCGAAUCCCCUCUGAAGGGCGGGAAGCCUCCUUCGGUGGCGGUGCGACGAUGACCGAGCUGGUCGCCAAGUGGGCUUGUGAAUACUGCACAUACGAAAACUGGCCGUCGGCCAUCAAGUGCACCAUGUGCCGUGCUCAGAGGCCCAGCGGGGGUGCCAUCAUUACGGAAGAGCCUUUCAAGAGCAGCCCUGCUCUGGAUGCCAGUCUGCACCAGUGGGACCCUGCUGGCCUCAGCAACAGCCCGACCCAGGGGGGCUCCAGCUUACUUAUCUGUCCAGAUUCCAGUGCCCGACCCCGCAUACGCAUCGCCGAUGUACCGGAGACUAGUAGCAAGUGGUCGUGCCACAUGUGCACCUACUUGAACUGGCCUCGGGCCAUCCGAUGCACCCAGUGCCUUUGCCAGAGACACCAGGCUCAACAGCAGCACGGGCAACAUUCAACCCAUCAAGGACAUCACGCCCGGCAGCCACGCAGCCCCACAGAAUCCCCCCAGACCUCCGGCUCCGGGUGCCGCCCUGCACCGUCGGCCACCACUACAGACCCCUGUGAGGAAUACAAUGACCGUAACCGGCUCAACACACGUGCGAAGCACUGGACCUGCACUGCCUGCACUUACGAGAACUGGGCCACGGCACUCAAGUGUGUGGUGUGUGAUCACCCGAGGCCCAAUAGCAUCCGGACCGAACCCAUCGAGCUGGCAUCAGAGCCAGAGACCCAACAACCAACCUCUAGACGCAUUGAGCAGGACAGGGACAACAGGAGAGCCGUGGUUGGGCAAGGAGUCGGGAGUGUGGUAAGCGGCGUGGUGGGUUGUAGCGGCAGCCAAAGGAGGUCGCCCCCGACCUCAAAGCGGGAGUCCGAGGUAAACAUGGACUUUCAGAGGAUUGAAGUGGCAUCGGGGGCCGGGAUUGGGAGCAAAGAGGAGCUGGAGGUGGACUUCAAAAAACUGAAGCAGAUUAAGAACAGGAUGAGAAGGACCGAUUGGCUGUUCCUCAAUGCCUGUGUCGGUGUGGUGGAAGGUGACCUGGCAGCCGUGGAGGCCUACAAGUCGUCGGGAGGUGACAUUGCACGUCAGCUAACGUCGGACGAGGUGCGUCUAUUAAAUCGCCCCUCAGCAUUUGAUGACGGCUUCACGCUGGUUCACCUAGCCAUCCGCUUCCAGAGACAGGACAUGCUGGCUGUGUUACUCACAGAGGUGUCCCAACAGGCGGCCAAGUGUAUUCCAGCCAUGGUGUGUCCUGAGCUGACGGAGCAGAUCCGUCGUGAGGUGGCAGCCUCACUUCACCAGCGCAAGGGAGACUUCACCUGCUAUUUCCUCACUGACUUGGUUACCUUCACCCUGCCUGCAGACAUUGAGGACUUGCCCCCGGCCGUUCAGGAGAAACUCUUCGAUGAGGUGCUGGACCGAGACGUACAAAAAGAACUCGAAGAGGAGUCGCCCAUCAUCAACUGGUCCCUGGAGCUCGGCACCAGGCUGGACAGCCGGCUGUACGCCCUGUGGAACCGCACGGCCGGCGACUGUCUCCUGGACUCUGUGCUGCAGGCUACGUGGGGCAUCUAUGACAAGGACUCAGUGCUGCGCAAGACCCUCCACGACUGCCUGCACGACUGCUCUCACUGGUUCUACACCCGCUGGAAGGAGUGGGAGUCGUGGUAUUCCCAGAGCUUCGGCCUGCACUUUUCCCUUCAGGAGGAACAGUGGCAGGAGGACUGGGCGUUCAUCCUUUCCCUGGCUAGUCAGCCAGGAUCCAGCUUGGAGCAGACCCACAUUUUUGUUCUCGCACACAUUCUUCGUCGGCCAAUUAUCGUCUAUGGAGUGAAGUAUUACAAAAGUUUCCGUGGCGAAACGCUCGGGUACACCCGUUUUCAAGGUGUGUACUUGCCCCUUUUGUGGGAGCAGAGUUUCUGCUGGAAGAGCCCCAUCGCUCUGGGUUACACGCGGGGCCACUUCUCGGCCCUGGUGGCCAUGGAGAACGACGGCUUCGACAACCGCGGCGCGGGCGCCAACCUCAACACGGACGACGACGUGACCGUCACCUUCCUGCCGCUGGUCGACAGCGAGAGGAAGCUGCUUCACAUUCACUUCCUCUCAGCGCAGGAAAUGGGUAACGAGGAGCAGCAGGAGAAGCUGCUGCGGGAGUGGCUGGACUGCUGCGUGACGGAGGGCGGGGUCCUGGUGGCCCUUCAGAAAAGCUCCCGCCGCCGCAACCACCCUCUGGUCACCCAGAUGGUGGAGAAGUGGCUGGACGGCUACCGGCAGAUCCGCCCCUGUGCCUCUCUGUCCGACGGCGAAGAGGAGGAAGACGACGAGGACGAGUGACAAAACUGGAGUGCGGCGGGAGGGAGGUCUCUCUCUCUCUCUCUCUCUCUCUCUCUCUCUCUCUCCCUCUCUCGCUCUUUGCUUACACGGACAAACUGUGAGCGCCUUCAGGAGAGGACGGGGAACCACGAGCCCGCCCCCCAGCACCGGUAACGGGACACGCUGCUGCUCCUCCAGCACACGCAGGCACUCGGACACACACGAAAACACACACGAAAACACUAAAGUAAAGACUGAACAAGCCAACUGCGGCCAAACGCAGGUUUGGGGGAGAGGAUGGAGGUUUACCAAUGCAAAUUACCUUUUUGAUUCGUUUUGAUUUUCAAAUGUAAAAUUUGGGAAAUGGGGAAAAAAAGGACUCUUUAUCCAUAGAUGUAAAUGCAUGUGGUUGUUUAAGGAAAAAAAAGUGUAUACGGAAAUAUACCAGCAUUAAUUCAAAUCAACACUUUAUAUCUGUUCAGUGUGGCACUGACAAAAGCACACUUCCAAAUUGUUUUUUAAGAGUUGGCUUGUUUAUCAUCUGUUUUCUGUUUUUUUUGAAGGGGCCUGGACGAAGCCAAUAGUUAUCAUUAUCCUCAGAAACCCAGAGAUUGUGUAAUACUAAAUGACUUAAAUUCUUACUACUAAGCAUUGCACAUUUAUGAAAACAUUUCUAUAUGAAUACAGUAUCAUUGCUUGAAUUACGGUCGUAUAUGAAGCUCUCGAAAGGGGAGAUCUUCCCUUCACGGCAAAUCUACACUCAGUAAGUUCUAGUACACAAACAUUCAUGUUGGAUGUUUUGGUUUACCUUUUUUCAGACCGAUUGAACUGAAAGGUUGUGUGAGCGUGUGUGUGUGUGUGUGUUUUAUUUUUCUUCUCUGAACUUACUCGACAUAUUUAUUAUUUGGAAACUUAUAUGAGCUUAUAAGAGCUUUUUUUCUGUGCGUCUUAUUUUUCCUCCUCGUGUGGUUUUGUUGAUUAUUCUCUCAAACUUGAUUGAGCAACGUUGUUGCUGUGAAGAAAACCAAUCAUGACCAUCAAUGAAAAGUUUACUCGCGUUGUUGUGUGUGAUUUAGUACCUCAUCUGGAUGCCUAAAAUUUGGUGCUACUUUUUAGGCAGGAAAGUUUGAGACAUGACCCCCCUCCCCCCCGCGUCACACUUGUCUCAUCUUUGUCCCUUUGUCCAUUGGUUGUAAAGGUCGCCCCCCUCGUGGUACACGUCCGUUCACCUCCUGUGUAGCUCCCGUCUUUCUGUUCUUCAUCAUGUAACUGCAACAUAUAAAACCAAAGCUGACAGGAAAAAAAAAAAGAAGAAAAAAACACGUUACUUUUUUUGCUGUGAAUGUUUUCGCUUUUUGGUUUGUUUUUCUUGCCAUUGCGUGCUGUAAAUUCUUCUCAUUCAAGUCAUACGCAUUUUGAGUAUCACUUGUAUGUUGCUUUGUAUUUAUGCAAUAGUUGCAGCUGUGACUAUGAUGGUUUGUGGAUUUAGGCCUGACUUUACUAUACGCAAUGAGUGUGUAACGCAAUGAACAGGAAAAAUAAGGAAGAAAAAAGAAAUAAAGGAAACCCUUUUUUGAAUGUCCAACCGAG